UGUUUGUUUUGCUUAAUUGCCCGGCAAUUUCGUCACUCUCCGUGGUAUCUUUCCAACAGGCUUAAUCGACUCUUCUGCCUUUUCUGCGAUUGUCUUAUCGGAUAUCCGGUUUUACAGCGUGCAGACAAACGAUCACUCUGCUGAAAAGUUGUGAAAUUCAUUCCCAGUUGGUGCAUCCGUAAAGUCGGUUGCAGUUUGCAGGAGAAACAUGCCAGUAGAUUACGGUACGGUUGCGAAGAUAGGGGCUGCAGUCGUGUUGCCGCAGCUCGGCGGAUUCGUGAAUGGUUAUUUAACGCGCCGGGAAAUCGAGCGUUGGUACAGCAAGCUCAACUUCCCUUCCUUCCGUCCUCCGAACUGGGUAUUCGGUCCGGUGUGGACAACGCUCUACGCCAGCAUGGGAUACGCAUCGUAUGUAGUGUGGAAAACGGGCGGCGGAUUCUCGGGACCAGCCCGUGUCCCACUGAUACUUUACGGUACCCAGCUGGCCCUGAACUGGGCUUGGUCGCCGAUCUUCUUCAGCUGCCAUGAGCUGAAAUGGAGCGUUGUUGAAAUUGUGGCCUUGACUUCGUCCGUUGCCGCAACAGGUGUGGCAUUCUAUGGCAUUGACCGCCUUGCCGGGUUUCUAUUCGUUCCAUACUUUGCCUGGUGUGCCUUCGCUACCGCCCUGAACUACAGCAUUUACAAGCUCAAUACACCCUCCAAGGGUGCGACGAUCACAGAGAUCACCGAUUCGGAGAAGAAGAAUUAAAUGUGCUUCCGUGCACCUAUCGUUUGUGGUGCAAUAAAAAGAGAACGGAUACGGGUCAAGACAAUCACGGGAUUCCAUUCGGCGUCUGGGGCGUCUUCUACAUCAGUUUAUAUUCCAAAUGUUUAAUUAAACCCUCCGGUUUUUUUUU
Molecule: messenger RNA, 896 nt
Organism: Anopheles darlingi
Lineage: Eukaryota; Metazoa; Arthropoda; Insecta; Diptera; Culicidae
Product: translocator protein
Exons: 2
Coding region: 209-748 (179 amino acids)
Cellular component (GO): mitochondrial outer membrane
Source: RefSeq, a predicted model, not a curated record